CCCGAUCCACUUUAUUUAUACUCUCUCUAAUCAGCGUGUGAUAACCACGCAGAUCUCUCAUGAAUUAAUCAAAGAAGCGUCUAUCACACGCGCUAAAGAGAAAUCGAAUAGUUAAAGAAAGUACUGUUAAAAACCGAGUUAAAAAGCUCAAAAACCGAACUGAGAUCGGAGAUCGAAACCUGUACCUGAGAGAAUCCUUGUCUCCUUCUCUCUCUCUCUCUCUCUCCCAACCCUAACCUUUAUUCUCACUCUCUCUCUUCCACUCUCUCCUCUAACCUCCAUCUUGUCUUUAUUCAUUGCUUCUUCUCUCCGUCACCGAUCAAGAUCUCAUUCCCCCCAAAAUCAAGAUCUCAUCUCUGUAGAUGCAAAAACGAUGGGAGCUGAGAAGAAAUGGCUAUUCACACUCUUCUCCGUAGCUUUCCUCUCAAUCUUCUUCCUCCUCUUGCUCUACUCCAUCUCUGCUUUCACCUCUAACCCUUUCCCUUCCCCUAUCCGUCACGGCCCUCACUACCCUCCAUCUUUCGCUUAUUACAUAACCGGAGGCCGUGGUGACGGUGACCGGAUCUUCCGGUUGCUUCUCGCGGUUUAUCACCCUAGGAACCGGUAUCUUCUUCAUCUUGGAGCUGAAGCUACUGAUGGGGAGAGGGUUGCUCUUCUCUCUGAUUUGAAAUCUGUGCCUGCUGUGAGUGCCUUUGGGAAUGUUGAUGUGUUGGGGAAAGUUGAUCGUUUGUCUGAUAAUGGUGCCUCUAAGAUCGCUUCUACUCUUCAUGCUGUGUCGAUUUUGUUGAAGCUUGGUCGUUCUUGGAAUUGGUUUAUUGAGUUGAGUGCUUUGGAUUAUCCUCUUGUUACUCAAGAUGACCUGUCUCAUGUGUUUGCCUCGGUGAACAGAAGUGUCAACUUCAUAGAUCAUACUAGUGAUCUUGCUUGGAAAGAAUCUCAAAGAAUCAAGCCUAUUGUUGUGGAUCCAGCAAUUUACUUAGCUAGAAGAACACAGCUCUUCACUGCUACUGAGAAAAGACCAACACCAGAUGCAUUUAAAGUCUUUACAGGCUCACCGUGGAUUGUACUAAGCAGAUCUUUUCUAGAAUACACAAUCUUCGGUUGGGACAACCUACCAAGAACCCUCCUCAUGUAUUUCAACAACGUCAUCCUCUCAGAAGAAUGCUACUUCCACACGGUGAUCUGCAACGCUCCAGAGUUCAGUAACACAACCAUCAACGCUGACUUACGUUACAUGAUAUGGGACAGUCCUCCGAAGAUGGAACCACACUUUCUCACCACACCGGAUUUCGAGCAAAUGGCUUCGAGCGGAUCAGCUUUCGCGAGGCAGUUCAAGAAAGACAAUCCGGUUCUUGAUAUGGUUGAUAGGGAGAUCUUGAAACGGGGACGGUAUAGAGUCACUCCUGGAGCUUGGUGCGCGAGUCAUAGUAGCUGGUGGAAUGAUCCUUGCUCGGAGUGGGGUGAUGUUAAUGUGGUGAAAGCUGGUACUCAGGGUAAGAAGUUGGAUGAGACGAUAACGAAUUUUCUUGAUGAUUUGAACUCACAGACAAAUCAGUGCAAGUGAAUGAGAAAUGGUGGGAUUCUAUGAAUCAUUACACGGGACACGACACGGGAUUACAUUUUGUUUUAUGUCUGAAAGGUCUGUAUGAAAAGGUUAAUUCUUUGGAUAAUAGUGGGGCUGUAUCUAUACGAGGAGAAGAUAAAGGAGAGAUUUGUUUGUAACUCCUUUUGUUAAGGCAUUUGUCGUCGUCCACCUUUGUUCUUGUUGUAUCACUUAGUUAACGGCUAGUGGGUUUAAAGUAAGCCUGGCAUUUUCAACGAGAAGAACCGAGAAAACCCAAAUUGAAUUGAUGUUAAAACAUUUGUACGGUUCAUGUAAGCUGAAACCGAGCCAGAAUUAGA
Eruca vesicaria subsp. sativa (arugula) is the source of this 1902-nucleotide messenger RNA. The record is from the annotation of a GenBank genome assembly. Lineage: Eukaryota; Viridiplantae; Streptophyta; Magnoliopsida; Brassicales; Brassicaceae.